ACCAGGAAGUAACCGGAGCCGCAUGAGAGACCCUGAUGAGAGGGCGCCGCAGUUGAAGAUGUUUACAUUUAGUUUAACGCUCGUCCGACAUGGGGAAACACAGUCCAACAGGGAUAAACUCCUGCAAGGUCAGGGUGUGGACAAUCCUCUGUCAGAGACGGGUGUGCUGCAGGCUGAGGCAGUGGGACAGUACCUCAAAGACAUCACAUUCAGCAAUGUGUUUGUCAGCAACCUACAGCGGGCUGUGCAGACAGCUGAAAUCAUUCUGAAGAGCAACACUCACUGUUCUGGCACUGCUAUGGUUUUGGAUCCGUUACUCAGAGAAAGGGGUUUUGGCAUUGCUGAAGGACGACCUAAAGAGGACCUCAAGAAUAUGGCCAAUGCUGCUGGUCAGUCGUGUCGUGACUAUACCCCACCGGGAGGAGAGACUGUAGGCCAGGUGAAGCUGAGAUUUAAAAAAUUCCUUAAAGUCCUUUUCAAGCAAAUGUUAGAUGAGCACGGCUGGUCAGGGCAGGAUGCCUGUGCAGGAGCAACAGGGGCUGUAGAUGCUUCAGACUCAGAGGUUGCCCCCUGUGGUUUGGCUGAUGACGGUCUCCAGGGAGUGUCGCUACAUGCUCUGGUGGUGAGCCAUGGUGCUUACAUUCGUGUAGCCAGCAGGCAUAUGGUGGAGGACUUAAAGUCCUCUUUGCCCCACGGAGUAAAGAUGUCCCAGCUGUUCUCACCCUGCCCGAAUACUGGAAUCAGCCGCUUCAUCCUCACUCUGUCCCCGUCUGAGUCCGGGCCAGUCCUCUCUGCUGCUCGCUGUGUUUUUACCAACAGAAAGGAUCACCUGGAAAUCUUGAAUGCUGCUGAAUAGAAAAUAACAAAGAUAAUAGGAUAGAAACAUAUGUAUGCAUAUGUACACAUAUAUGUGUCUGUAGAUGCACGUAUAAUAGACAGUGGAAUCAUCCUUAAUACUAAAGGGAAAAAAGGAGCAAAGACCCAAAGUUACAGCAUGUAACUAAAUACAAAUAAUGCACAGCGGCACCAUAUACAGUGUAACUGAUCAUUUCCUGUAAUCCAUAAUGUUUAACUGUGGAUCAGUAGUCAGAAUAACUCCUGAUUGUACAAUAAUGCAUUUUGAAGGGAAGCCAUCGUCCUCCAAACAGUGAGUCAGUAGGGACUGGUACUUCAAUGUUUACCUGAUUUAUUUCUUCAUUUUACUUGAUCAACCAAAGUCAGAUUAUAUAUUAUUUUAUUGGGAACAAUCAUAGCAUAUCAGAGUUGACUUUUGUCCUGUGUUACACUUGUGAUGCUGCUUAUUUUACUUGUGCAAUAUUCUAUGACAACACAGACAUUUUGUUGGGUUUCAUGUGAGACAGAAAAGUAUUUAUAUCUACAGUUAUAAACUAUGUGAAACUGAAUACAAAUUCAGUUCAUAGCUGUAUUUGAUGCUUGAUGUCCAUAGUUUUCCUGACUCCUGGCCUUUUGUCUUUGAUUCAAGGCAAA
Sphaeramia orbicularis (orbiculate cardinalfish) is the source of this 1488-nucleotide messenger RNA. RefSeq names its product TP53 induced glycolysis regulatory phosphatase b (gene tigarb). Gene Ontology annotation, molecular function: fructose-2,6-bisphosphate 2-phosphatase activity. Bases 23 to 856 code for a protein of 277 amino acids. The transcript has 6 exons. NCBI's taxonomy places the organism in Eukaryota, Metazoa, Chordata, Actinopteri, Kurtiformes, Apogonidae. Gene Ontology annotation, cellular component: cytosol. The record is from RefSeq and is a predicted model, not a curated record. Gene Ontology annotation, biological process: regulation of pentose-phosphate shunt; negative regulation of glycolytic process.